Messenger RNA from Clonostachys rhizophaga, 729 nucleotides. Lineage: Eukaryota; Fungi; Ascomycota; Sordariomycetes; Hypocreales; Bionectriaceae. The record is from the annotation of a GenBank genome assembly.
AUGUCCUCUCCCAAGACAGUUGUAUUCCUGGGCGCCAGCGGUGGAGUUGGCCUCUCGGCACUCAAGCACACCCUGGCUGCAGGCCACCAGUGUAUCGCCGUCUGCCGAACACCAUCCAAGCUGACUGACAUCAUCCCGCUGUCGACGACCCCCAAUCUGCGCGUGGUCGAGGGCAACGCGCACGACGUAAAAGUCCUUGUCUCCGUCCUCCGCAAGGAAGACGGCACCUUUGUCGACGAGAUCAUCUCCACCAUCGGCGCCCGGCCCGACCUGCUCAAGCUCAGUAUUGAGGAUCCUAAUGUCUGCCGCAAAGGCAUGGCCACCUUGCUGGAGGCGUUGGAGCAGCUGCGCCGCGACGGCGCCACAGGGAGACCGUUGAUCGUCGUCUGCAGCACCACGGGCAUGUCCAAGUUCGGCCGCGACACUCCUCUGCUUGUCGUCCCUCUCUACAGCAUCCUCCUCAAGGUGCCCCAUGAGGACAAGGCGAUCAUGGAGAAUGCGCUGGCCGAAAGUGGCGAGGACUUUUGUGUUGUGCGAUGUAGCCUGUUGGUUAAUGGCGAGACGAACACGCCGAUCAGGGUGGGCAUCGAGGACCCCAAGACGGGCCGCGAGUCUGAUGCGAUCGGAUACACCAUUUCCCGCGAAGAUGCAGGCAAGUGGUUCGCGGAUAAUCUGAUUGUGAAUCGCGAGGCCAAGUACGUGAAUAAGAUCGCAACCAUCACGUACUGA